GAUUGUCAAUCUGGUUCAGUUUGUUUUCUGGAGUUUGUCAUUCUCCUCAUCUUCUAAAGACACCAACACACCUGACAUCUCUGUAAUAAGAGCAACAGCUGUCAAAGAAAACAGUACAAGGUCAGACCUUCCCUUAGAGAAAAUUCAGUUCUGCAAAAAAGCUUGAAGGAUUAGUAUUUCUACAAGGUACAUUUACAUUCCCAAGUCGUCAUCAUGGUGAACGGUACUCUGAAUGAACUGCCCCAGAUAAAACACUCCGGCUUCGGUCAGCCAAUGCCGAGACAUGGCCUGAACCUGUUGUAUUGGUUUGCUCAUGACUAUAUCGACUUCAGAAAUGGGGAAAUUGUCUCCAAAUAUACUCCUCGCGAUAAACGCUUUGGCUUUCACAAGUUCGAAAAUGAUGAUGAUGAUCCCAUUGUGCCCCGUCAGAAUCUCCCAUACUAUGAGGUGGGCAACCUGAACUCUCCAGGAGCAGACGAACUCCCAGAUUAUGUCAGGGCAAAAUACAACCAGAACAUUCUUGACAGUAACAAGGAUCGCAUUAUUGUGUGUCAAGACACCAAUGGCAACUUCAGCGGUGUGUAUGUGACUGAACACUUGAAACAUGACUUGAAACUAUUCGACAGCAGCAGAACCUACUGCGUGAGCCUGCAUCUCCUCGAGACCAUCAAGAACAUGAGUCAAGAGCAGUUUCUCAAACAGACAUCCAACACUCAAGAAGAGCGUGCCAGUCAACCCCGCCCCUCCAACACUAAAGAGGAGGAUGACAAAAGCAGAGUGCAGAUACGUGAAGCGACUGCGCCUAAAGACAAUUCCUGCUCAUGUACCAUUCUUUAAAUACAAAGAUCUACUAACUCAUUAAUAUUCUCUCGUUCUGUCCAUGGAUGUUAUGAUGAUGAUGAUGAUUAUUAUUAUAAUAAUACUAUGUUUUAUAUAAAGUCUCUGUUACUGAUGGGGGAGUUUGAAAAAAAUUCAUGAAGAUUUGAAACUUUCAUGAAUGUUUUGUUUUUUUAUCAUGCAGCAGACAUAU
Molecule: messenger RNA, 1030 nt
Organism: Cyprinus carpio (common carp)
Lineage: Eukaryota; Metazoa; Chordata; Actinopteri; Cypriniformes; Cyprinidae
Exons: 3
Coding region: 214-837 (207 amino acids)
Source: RefSeq, a predicted model, not a curated record